Molecule: messenger RNA, 1716 nt
Organism: Glarea lozoyensis ATCC 20868
Lineage: Eukaryota; Fungi; Ascomycota; Leotiomycetes; Helotiales; Helotiaceae
Product: ALDH-like protein
Exons: 4
Coding region: 1-1716 (571 amino acids)
Biological process (GO): L-valine catabolic process; thymine catabolic process
Cellular component (GO): mitochondrion
Molecular function (GO): malonate-semialdehyde dehydrogenase (acetylating, [NAD(P)+]) activity; methylmalonate-semialdehyde dehydrogenase (acylating, NAD+) activity
Source: RefSeq, a predicted model, not a curated record
AUGCGUCGCGCCCUCACACGAACCCUCCCAGCUGCCGCAGCUCAAGCUAGAGCCCUCCGCUCUGCCCCAGCAUUCAGGAUGCCAUCCUCCUCCAAUACAUCCAAAAUAGCCACUCGAAGACUUCAUGCGACAGCUCAGCAUCUCAGGCCUGCCUCGGCCUCAGCUCCAGCAUACGCCGUCGAUAGCUAUCCCACGUCCCACGAACAAAUCAAAGAUGUUCAAGACACCCCGUACUUUAUCGACAACAAAUUCCUCAAAUCCGAAACCACCCAAUUCAUCGAUUUACACGACCCCGCUACCAACAACCUGGUUACGCGGGUACCUCAGAGUACAGAUGCUGAGCUCAAGGCUGCUGUAGAGAGUGCGCAGAAGGCUUUCCCAGGAUGGAGGGCUACAAGCGUGAUGGCACGACAGCAGGUCAUGUUCAAAUUCACUCAGCUAGUAAGAGACAACUGGGAUCGAUUGGCAGCGAGCAUUACACUUGAACAGGGGAAAACGUUUGCAGAUGCCAAAGGUGAUGUUCUCCGAGGGCUGCAAGUUGCAGAAGGUGCUUGCAAUAUUCCCCAGCAGAUGGUGGGUGAAGUGCUAGAAGUUGCCAAAGACAUGGAGACAAGAAGUUAUAGGGAGCCAUUGGGUGUUGUUGCAGCCAUCUGCCCAUUCAACUUCCCCGCCAUGAUUCCACUUUGGUCAAUCCCAAUUGCCACUGCUACCGGAAACUGUCUGAUUCUAAAGCCUUCUGAACGUGAUCCGGGAGCUGCUAUAAUCUUAGCCGAGCUCGCGGAGAAGGCUGGAAUGCCUCCUGGAGUUUUGAACAUUGUCCAUGGUGCUGCUAAGACCGUGGAUUUCAUUCUCGACGAGCCUGCGAUCAAGGCUAUUAGUUUUGUGGGAAGCAACCGAGCCGGAGAGUAUAUCUUCACUAAAGGCUCCGCGAAUGGCAAGCGUGUGCAGGCCAACUUGGGCGCAAAGAACCAUGCCGCUAUUCUCCCGGACGCCAACAAACAACACGCCCUUAACUCAAUCGUUGGUGCUGCUUUUGGUGCUGCUGGCCAAAGAUGUAUGGCACUUAGCACUUUGGUCAUGGUCGGAGAGACGAAAGAGUGGCUCAACGAACUCGCAGAAAGCACUAAAGCCCUCAAGGUCAAUGGUGGGUUCGAAGAAGGAGCCGAUCUGGGGCCAGUUAUCUCCCCUCAAAGCAAAGAGAGAAUCGAAGGUCUAAUUGCCUCUGCCGAGGAAGAGGGAGCUACAAUCCUUCUUGACGGGCGUGGGUUCAAACCUGCGAAGUAUCCUAAUGGUAACUGGGUCGGCCCGACCAUCAUCACGAACGUUAAGCCUCAUAUGAGGUGCUAUAAGGAAGAAAUCUUUGGUCCAGUUCUGGUAUGCUUGAAUGUGGAUUCUCUGGACGAGGCAGUCGAUCUCAUCAACGCGAACGAGUAUGGUAAUGGUGUUGCUAUUUUCACCAAGUCUGGAGCAACUGCAACCGCAUUCCAAAAGAACAUUGAAGCCGGACAGGUUGGAAUUAAUGUUCCUAUUCCCGUACCUCUUCCUAUGUUCUCCUUCACUGGAAACAAGAAGUCGAUCGCUGGCGGUGGUGCAAGUUAUUUCUACGGAAAGCCAGGAUUGCAAUUUUACACCCAGCUGAAGACUGUUACUAGUUUAUGGAGAAGCGAAGAUGCUAUCUCAAAAUCCGCUGAUGUUGCUAUGCCUACGCAUAGCUAA